CUUGGACAUUCCAGGAAACGGGGGAGAAUGUGAUCACCUAAAUCAAGUGAACGAGAUGAAAUGCUCAACAACUAUUGAAGAAAACAGGGACGUAAUUGUUGGAGUAAAGGUCAGAUUAAGUACGGGUGUGACUGGUAACGGUAGAUUGGAAAAAGAAGUGUAUAGGAGAGCAAUAACAUCAGCUUCAAAAUGUAACGUGCCUCUAAUGGUUCACCAUAUACUUAGUACCAUCCCAGUACAAUCAACUGAAGACUACUCUGAUCUCAGCUGUCCAGGCAACCUUUCCAAAGGUGAUAUUUACACACAUUCUUUUCAUGGACAUAAUACAACCAUUAUCGAUGAUAGUUUAAAGAAAGUUCAUCCAAAUGUACUUAAAGCCAGAGGCGGGGGUGUUCUCUUUGAUGUUGGUCAUGGACAAGGAUCUUUCUCCUGGGAAAGAGCAAGGGUUUCCAUGGAAUCAAACUUUUUACCAGAUACAAUUAGUACUGACUUACAUACAGGUAAUAUCCAUGGACCAGUACAUGAUCUACUAUUAGUAAUGAGUCGAUUCCUUCAUCUUGGGAUGCCUCUGAAGAAGGUCAUAGGUGCUGUAACAUCUAAAGCAGCAGAAGCAAUACGAAAAGUUGAGAGUUUAGGAUCUUUAGAGAUAGGAAGGGAAGCAGAUAUCACUAUAUUAAAACUUAUAGAUUGUGAUAUCUGGCUUGAAGAUUGUCAUGGAAAGGCAGAAAACUUGAAACAAAUUUUGAUUCCAGUAGCUGUUUGGAAAGGUGGUAAGAAAUAUGAAAUUAAGGAUUUGGAGAACUAUCCAGUUAGUGCAAGUUAACAAGCAUGUUGAGCUACAUCAUAAUAACUACUUGGACUUAUCAGUUUUCGUGUAAUUUAAAGAUAUUAAAUACUAUACUCGU
This is a messenger RNA of Lottia gigantea (owl limpet), 905 nucleotides long. RefSeq lists its product as hypothetical. Gene Ontology annotation, molecular function: deacetylase activity. The transcript is spliced from 3 exons. Bases 56 to 823 code for a protein of 255 amino acids. The record is from RefSeq and is a predicted model, not a curated record. Lineage: Eukaryota; Metazoa; Mollusca; Gastropoda; Lottiidae.